AACACAUGUUUCAUAUUGUGGGUAGUAUCUAUAUAAACCAGUAGAAAUGCGAUGAAUCUCACAGAACAAGAUUCAUUAAUCAUAGCAUAACUAAGAUGGCUCUUAAUCUCUUCUUCCCAUGCUCAGCUUGCUCACUCGCACCCUUGCACUCAGGUCUUGGGCCACUAAGAUAUCCAAAUGCUGCCAAAGCCAGUAGAAGCUUAGCAUGCCGGGUGAGUACUACUCAAGUCAUGGAGCCAUUGACUGCUCGACGUUCGGGUAAUUACCUUCCAAGCAUUUGGGAUGAUGAUUUCGUGCAGUCGUUAAGGAGUGAUUAUAAGGGUUACACAUACUUGGAACAAGUAGAGAAGCUAAAGGAAGAAAUGAGGCGUACUUUGCAAGAAGUUGGGAUGUUGAAUCAACUUGAGUUGGUUGAUUGCAUCCAACGCCUUGGAGUGGGGUAUCAUUUUGAUAAGGAAAUUAAGGAAAUUCUAACAACGAUGUCGACAGAGCAGAACAAUGUAGGUCUGAUGGAGGGGGAUCUUUAUGCUACAGCCUUAUGCUUUAGGCUGCUUAGGCAACAUGGAUAUGAAAUCUCACAAGGUGUUUUUAAUAGGUUCAUGGAUGAUUCAAGUAGAUUCAAGGUAAGCCUUUGCAAUGAUGUGAAAGGGAUGCUGAGCUUGUAUGAAGCUUCGUUCCUUGCUUUAGAAGGUGAAACCAUCCUGGAUGAGGCCAAGGCUUUCACGUAUGGACAUCUCAAGGAUAUCAAAGGGAUCACAGAUUCAAACCUUAAAAGUCUAGUAGAGCAUGCAUUGGAGCUUCCCUUGCAUUGGAGGAUGCUAAGGUUAGAGGCUAGGUGGUACAUUAACAUAUAUGAGAGAAUGGAGAAUAUGAAUCCUCUUCUACUUGAACUGGCUAAGCUGGAUUUCAACAUGGUGCAAGCUUUAUAUCAAGGACAAGUAAGAAAGAUGUCCAGGUGGUGGAAGGAUCUAGGGUUGGGACCGAAGUUGGGUUUUGCUAGAGACCGUUUGGUUGAGUGCUUCGUAUGGACUAUUGGAUACAUUUUUUAUCCUCAGUUUGAACAAUGCAGGGAAGUUCUUACAAAGGUUAAUCAAUUUAUAACAACUAUUGAUGAUGUUUAUGAUGUCUAUGGUUCACUAGAUGAACUGGAGCUAUUUACAGAGGCCGUUGACAGGUGGGACAUUAAUGCCAUAGAAGGGCUCCCAGAAUACAUGAAGAUAUGUUUUUUAGCCCUCUACAACUCUGUGAAUGAAAUUGCUUAUGACGUACUAAAAGAACACGGUUGGGAUGUCAUUCCAUACUUGCAGAAAUCGUGGGCCGAUUUAUGUAAAUCAUACUUGGUGGAAGCAAAAUGGUACUAUAGUGGAUAUACACCGACCCUUGAUGAAUAUCUCAACAAUGCAUGGGUUUCAAUAUCAGGGCCAGUCAUUUUAGUUCAUGUUUAUGUCUCUACGAAACCAACGAUAACAAAGGAGGAAUUAGAGUGCAUAGGGAGAUAUCCAAAUAUCCUGCGUUGGUCAUCGAUGAUUCUUCGACUUAGUGAUGAUUUGGGAACUUCAACGGAUGAGCUAGAGAGAGGAGAUGUGCCCAAAUCUAUCCAAUGUUACAUGCAUGAAAAUGGUGCUUCAGAGGUUGUUGCACGGGAACACAUAAGAGUUCUGAUUAGUGACAUAUGGAAAAAGAUGAACAAGGACGUCAAACUUUCUCCAUUGCCUCAGCCAUUUAAGAGUGCUGCUGUGGAUCUUGCACGGAUGUCGCAAUGUGUGUACCUACAUGGAGAUGGGUUUGGUGUUCCAGAUCGAGAGAGCAAGGACCGUAUCUUGUCACUUCUGGUAGAACCUAUUCCAUUAAUGAAGAACUAAUCCCUCUAAAUUAAUGUUGAAUUGAGAUUAGUAACUAUUAUAUGUGUGUAAAAAUAUUCAUUUCUACCAACUUGUAUGUCUUUGGGUCCUUUCAAUACUAAGAUCGUGGGAUUGAGUGCCCAUGUGGGGUGGGUGAGUGUGUGGUUGUGGCAUUAAAA
Messenger RNA from Magnolia sinica, 2020 nucleotides. RefSeq names its product alpha-terpineol synthase, chloroplastic-like. Gene Ontology annotation, biological process: diterpenoid biosynthetic process. The record is from RefSeq and is a predicted model, not a curated record. Bases 96 to 1862 code for a protein of 588 amino acids. Lineage: Eukaryota; Viridiplantae; Streptophyta; Magnoliopsida; Magnoliales; Magnoliaceae. The transcript has 7 exons. Gene Ontology annotation, molecular function: magnesium ion binding; terpene synthase activity.